Molecule: messenger RNA, 4968 nt
Organism: Bacidia gigantensis
Lineage: Eukaryota; Fungi; Ascomycota; Lecanoromycetes; Lecanorales; Ramalinaceae
Exons: 5
Coding region: 1-4968 (1655 amino acids)
Biological process (GO): protein desumoylation
Cellular component (GO): nucleus; cytoplasm
Molecular function (GO): flavin adenine dinucleotide binding; N,N-dimethylaniline monooxygenase activity; SUMO-specific endopeptidase activity
Source: RefSeq, a predicted model, not a curated record
AUGAGCUUUACAGACAAAUGUCUGAUUAGAAAAGUUGCGAUUGUUGGGGGUGGUCCGGCAGGAGUGGCCGCUGCAAAAUACUUAUUGGCUGAAGCCUUCCUCGAGACCAUAGACAUAUAUGAACAGCAAAGUAGCCCCGGGGGUGUCUGGAACUACGUCUCUUACGAUGCUGAAGAACAGAUUCCCGCACCUCAGAUUGAUGCUCACCAAGAUUUGACAUGGCCACUUUCAACUGGAGCAAGAUUCGUUGGAAGCAGGGGAAGCCCGAUCUUCCCUACGCCUAUGUACGAUGGCCUUGAAACAAACAUUCCACAUUAUUUGAUGCAGCAUUCUGAGUCUUACUCAUUACAAAAGUAUCAACUAUUUCCCAAGCGGGAGACAGUCCUCGAGUAUCUGAAACAGUACGCCUCUGAUGUCAGGCACCUUGUCAAAUUUCGUACGCAAAUCACCGAUGUUCGCCUACGAAGUGAGGAUGAGCAUGACAUCUGGACUGUUGAAGGUCAGGACCUAAUUUCUCACACUCGAAUUAAACAGGAGUACGACGCGAUUGUUGUUGCAAACGGCCAUUACGACAUCAUCAGCAUUCCCAACAUUCCGGGAAUAAGAGGUUGGAAUCUCCACAAUCCAGGACUUAUCUCUCAUUCGAAGUUCUUCAGAAAUGCGGCGUCAUUUAAAGAUAAGAAGGUUCUAGUCGUUGGGUUCUCGGCAUCUGGCCUCGACAUUACAUGGCAGAUCGGUGCCACAGCGAGGCUUCCCAUUCUGGUGUCUCAAAGGUCAACAACAUCUACAGAGUAUCCAAUACCCAUCAAAAUGGACGUCCCAGAAAUCGCUGGAUUCCUGUCGCCGUCUUUGAGACCACGGGCCGUACGAUUUGUAGAUGGUCGGGUUGAAGAAGACAUUGAUGCAGUCUUGUUCUGUACCGGCUACUUCUAUUCCCUGCCUUUUCUCUCCUCUCUCAAGCCUCCGUUAGUAUCCAGCGGUGAUCGUGUGGAACGACUGUACAAACACUUAUUCUCCAUUGACCAUCCUACCCUUGCUUUCGUUGGUUUACCGUCCAAGAUUAUCCCUUUCCACCGACAUAUGCAGUCUGAGGUCAGCUUGCGUCCGUUCACGAAACAUGAACCAAGGCAUGGGCGGCAGGUGGAUCCGGAGAUAGAGGCGGAGCAGAGAUUGCUUGGCACCAAACGGAAUGACGCUCAAGCAGUUCCAAUACAAAAGCCACGAAGCAGUCGAGAAGUAGUCAGGAUGCCUAACGUGAGUAAAGCUGCUGGUAGUGAAAUGCUUGCCGCUCAUUGCGGACUGAAGAUGCCCGUUGGUGGCCCUAGGCCUAGGAAUACCCUUGAUACAAACAACUCACUCCCGAACGUAAGAAAAGCUCGAGAUUCCGCACACAACACUCUAUUUUCUAAGCCAAAUCAACUCCCAACACAAUAUUUUCGGGGAAGUAAUAUUGGGAGACAAUUGUCUGCGGAGUCCAGCAGUUGCUCACAUCAACCCACCGCAAAAAGACGCAAGAUAGAAAGAGUCGCCAACAGCGCCUCUCCCGUCUCAGAUGUGUCAGUUGAGGACCCAAUGAAAGGCCAGCCGCCAGAUGAUCUCAUCAUAAUUGCCAAAAGUCCAAGCAUGAGUCGGACGCCCUCAGGAUCCGGUCAACAAUUAGCUCAAAGACAGCUAAACGGGACCUUUGGUGGGGUCAAUGAAUACCGAGCGGUCGAAGAGACGAUGAAUAGCACUAAGAUUAAGCGCAGAAAGCAACGGAGGCGAAGCAACAAAAGCCACUCCAGCGGCAUUGAACUUUCAGGUUCUUCCUCUCCUCAUUCCGGCGUCCAAACGAGCAUUGGCCAGAUCAAUGGCCAGGUGGACUUUACGGGAGGUGAAGACGAGCUCUCUGAUGCUGUUCCCGGUGACAAGACGGAUCAUUUGUCGAUGUCUUCUCCCAAACCAACUGUAUUACAGAGGCAACACAAUGACAUGCAGCAACAUGACUUACAGAACGGUACUGAAACAUCAAAGUACUUCUCUACUGAAGUUAGCAAAAGACUUCGGAGAUCCCCAGAGAAACCUAAACUUACUAGCAACACGCCGACACGCGACUUAAGACUUAAUUCAAUAUUCGUUGGAAUAAACGGUAAAAAUAGAGGAUUGCAAUCCUCAACCGCCAGCCCUGACGAGCUAGCUUCAGGUACCACGGUUGGUAGGAGGGCGGAUCGAAAUAUCGAGUCUCCAACCAAGACAAUGCGAAAUGCUGUAGGAACACAUACAAAUUCUGCGAGAUUGAUCAGACUGCCAGCUAAAGAAAACGACAUACCUCCUGCCAAGUUUCAGACAAAGCGUUUGGUAAAAGAAAGAGAGGCACCAGAGUCCUUUGCUGUGGGCAUAACAAGCAUCAAUCUGCCAGGGUUAGAAGAUCUUAGAUCACUAGGUCUCAGCCAUCAUCCAAAGGAAGACAUCUACAAUGUCAUCCACAACGGCGGUACACUAAAGUAUUCUGGCUCGGGUUGUCAGGUGAUCCGAUCAAAAUUGCAGAAGAUAGUCUACGAAAUGCGUGGUAAGAGAAUUCGUUUCGAAUCCUCUCUUGUCGGAGGCGCCAAAGGUACACUCGAGAUUCAGCUGUCUAGAGUCGAAGAUAUGGAUCCGCUGUUGAAGCACCUUGAGCGAAAAGACUCUCCACAAGUCGUUGGAAAGGAAAGCGAAUGGAUGCAGAAACUGUUUAGUACGACUUACGAGAAAACAAAAAAGUUUGAGACUCGGAUCCUUGCCAGAUUAAAGGCCGAAAGCUCGGGUGCUGCAGCUUUACAAGUAGAUGAAUUGAGACGCCACAACAUCCAAAAACGAAAGCUCGGUCGAGAAAGGAUUACAUCGACUGUGAAACCUAACAUCGUGGACGGCCUUGUUAGUAGUAAGUCGUCUGAAAUCGCACAACUUUCUAAGGAGCGUUUGAGCAAAGAAACGUCAUCUAAACCUCAGCGGAAGACCACGUCAGGAGUCGAUGGAGUGUUGAAAAAUCUUAAACCUGGAUUUUUCAAUGAUAAAGAGACCCCUCGAAGAUCUACGCGAAGUUCUAAUGAUGCAUUGAAAUCAGACGACAUCGAAGCCGAUAAAGCUAAUUUACCAGAGCCACCAAAGUAUUCGAAAAUUCAUGGCCUCGGAUCGAAAUGGAAAAGGCCCCUCAGCUAUCCUAAAAUUGGAAAGAAGAAAGCGACUGUUGAAUUUCAGGACCUCGAGCGACUGGACGAAGGCGAGCUUCUCAACGAUAGUCUAGUCACCUUCUAUCUGCGAUACCUUGAACACGACCUGGAGCAAAGAGAUCCAGAACAAGCGAAGCGCAUAUACUUCUUCAGCACGUAUUUCUAUGAGCGGCUUACAAAUUUUUCUACAGGUAAGCGGGAGAUUAAUUACGCUGCUGUCGAAAAAUGGACAAGGAACGUCGAUAUCUUCACUUACGAUUACCUGAUCAUCCCUGUCAAUGAGGCUUACCACUGGUAUGUCGCAAUCAUAUGCAAUCUGCCUGCACUCAACCGGAGGUUGAAUUUGCCAGAGGGCGGCUCCUUUGACCCCCAGCAAGAUGAGCAUGUCAACACGUCGCCUGUGACGAGUCAGGGCUCCCAUAUUGUUGAGGCCAAAGAGCAGCAGUCUGUAGCGAACGGAGAGGGUCUAGCAGAAAGGGGUACUCGAGAAUCAUUUGCAGAACUAAGCCUUGAUGGUGAGGAUCAACAAUCGAUCUCGCAAACAAAAAAUGUCAAUUCAAAUGCAGAAGCGACUACCGAGGAGUCUGUUGAACUAAUUUUUGAAUCCAAGCCUGAGACGGUGGAGCGUUCAGGAGACGUUUUUGAAAACAAGCCAAAAUCACCCUUGAGCUCAAAAAAGCAAAAGCGGCAAUCCCUCGCACCCAUCAUGCGUACCGAUCCUACCAAACCACUCAUAAUCACGUUUGAUUCAUUCGGUACUCCGCAUAGCCGCCCUAUCGGGCAUUUGAAGGACUAUCUGCUCCAAGAGGGUAAGACCAAGAGAGGUGGGAUGGAGAUUGAUGCUGGUUCCAUCAAAGGUAUCACUGCGAAGGGCAUUCCCGAGCAGAACAAUUUUUCAGAUUGCGGGAUUUACUUGCUUGGAUACUUGGAAAAAUUCAUGCGAGGAGAUCAGCAGCAAUUCAUCUCGAAAACCAUCAAAAGACAAUUUGUGGAUGGGGACUGGUCGGCUCUCGUACCGAGUCAAAUCCGAAACAGUGUCCGUGAGCUUUUGCUGGAUCUGGGCAAAAUCCAGGAAGAGGAGUACCGUAACGCAAAAGGGGAAAGACGAAAAAGCGAAGAUAAGGGACAUCAGGAGACAGCUAAGAUCUUGGAACACUCCAUGACGAAUGAACCUCCAGUGCAUGCUUCUGGGAAGGCCAUAUCCACAAGCAUCCCGUCAAAGCCACCAUUCCUCACCAGGGGAGAGGCUCUUGAGCAAGCACAGCCUCUUGAUAGCGCGUUGGAGCAAAAUCCUGGCAAGGAAAAACUUGCAAAAUCUACCGAGAUUGAGGCGACAGAAAUGCUGGAUGACGAUCAAGCUCCUAUUCAGCCGCACGCUCAGUUCAUGAAUCAAGAAGAGGCAUCUCUAAUUCUUCUUGACGAGCGUCCCUAUCAAGAAGAGCAAUCACAGGUCCUAAAAACCCAGCCUUCGUUGCCUGGAGGAUUUCCAACAGAAAACGCAGAGCUCCCAAAUCUACCCUCUCAGAUCGAGGAUUCCCAAGAGCCUCAGCAGGAACGAAAGACUCCUGAUGCGACUUUUGUGCCAAGGACGCCUUCGCCUAUCCUUCAACCACAAAAAGUAAAAGAACCUCACAGCACCCCAAACCUUGAGACCGUCGCAGAGAAUGGGAAUGUUGCGGAGCCCGAGCCUAAACGACGGAGAAAGCGCUACCAAAAAGAGCCAUUAGAUGAUCCUCCAGCACUGGUAAAGAUGAACACUGUCAUCAGUAUUGACGAUUGA